Molecule: messenger RNA, 4033 nt
Organism: Odocoileus virginianus texanus
Lineage: Eukaryota; Metazoa; Chordata; Mammalia; Artiodactyla; Cervidae
Gene: XXYLT1
Product: xyloside xylosyltransferase 1
Biological process (GO): protein O-linked glycosylation via N-acetylgalactosamine
Cellular component (GO): endoplasmic reticulum membrane
Molecular function (GO): xylosyl alpha-1,3-xylosyltransferase activity
Source: RefSeq, a predicted model, not a curated record
CUGGUCUCUGCAGCCACUCCCCGGCUGAUCUGUCCGCGGGCGGGUGGCGCAUGGGUCUCCUCCGAGGCGGGCCCCCGUGCGCUCGGGCCAUGGCGCGUCUGGGCGCUGUGCGCUCCCACUACUGCGCGCUGCUGCUGGCCGCGGCGCUGGCCGUCUGUGCCUUCUACUACCUGGGCUCUGGCCGGGAGACCUUCUCCAGCGCCACCAAGAGGCUGAAGGAGGCCCGCGCCGGGGCCCCUGCUGCGCCCUCGCCGCCAGUGCUGGAGCUGGCGCGGGGAUCCUUGGCGCCGGCCCCGGGCGCUAAGGCCAAGAGCUUGGAGGGCGGCGGGGCCGGGCCGGUGGACUACCACCUGCUGAUGAUGUUCACCAAGGCCGAACACAAUGCCGCGUUGCAGGCCAAGGCCCGCGUCGCCCUCGGCUCCCUGCUGCGCCUCGCUAAGUUCGAGGCGCACGAGGUGCUUAACCUGCACUUCGUAAGCGAGGAGGCCAGCCGCGAGGUGGCCAAGGCCCUGCUGCGGGAGCUGCUGCCGCCCGCCGCCGGCUUCAAGUGCAAGGUCGUCUUCCAUGAUGUUGGCGUGCUGACGGACAAGCUCUUCCCCGUCGUGGAGGCCAUGCAGAAGCACUUCAGUGCCGGCUCUGGGACCUACUACAGCGACUCCAUCUUCUUCCUGUCAGUGGCCAUGCAUCAGAUCAUGCCCAAAGAGAUCCUGCGGAUAAUUCAGCUGGACCUAGACCUCAAGUACAAGACCAACAUCCGGGAAUUGUUUGAGGAGUUCGACAACUUCCUGCCAGGCGCCAUCAUUGGCAUAGCACGGGAGAUGCAGCCAGUGUACAGGCACACAUUCUGGCAGUUCCGCCAUGAUAACCCGAAGACGCGGGUCGGGAGCCCUCCCCCCGAGGGGCUCCCAGGCUUCAACAGUGGGGUGAUGCUGCUCAACCUGGAGGCCAUGCGCCAGUCCCCACUAUACGACCGCCUGCUGGAGCCGGCGCAGGUGCAGCAGCUGGCCGACAAGUACCACUUCCGGGGUCACCUCGGGGACCAGGACUUCUUCACCAUGAUCGGCAUGGAGCACCCCGAGCUCUUCCACGUGCUGGACUGCACCUGGAACCGGCAGCUUUGCACCUGGUGGAGGGAUCACGGCUACAGCGACGUCUUUGACGCCUACUUCCGGUGCGAGGGCCACGUCAAGAUCUACCACGGGAACUGCAACACCCCGAUCCCAGAGGCCUAGGCCCCGCCCCGCCCGCCGUGCCCUCGGGCUCAGAAUCUGGGCGCCUCUCGGGCAGGCCCGGGACAGCAUUUGGACUCCUCGAGAGACACUGAAGGACGUCCUUGUGAUCAGGUGCUGCGGCUCUCCCACUCAGGGGUGCUGUCUGAGGCCGCCCGGGGAUGCCUGGCCUGCACCCCACUGGUGCUCUGGACCUUUUGCCUCCAGGAGCCAGACGUUGUGAAGAACACACACACAGACCUCUUCUGGUGGGCUAGGAAGCCAGUGUUUGAAAAGAAUGAAGAAAACAAAACAGUGCCCCUUUGCCUUCAGCCCCCAAAGGCUGGAAAUCCUUUUAAGAACUGGGCUUUCAUAGACCAAAUAUAAAUUUACUUUAAAUCGACAGGUGAAACAGAACAAACAGCACUGCUCUAGCUCCUAGUGAGCUCUAAAUGCGUGAGCCAGGGUUUACCAACCAACCCAGAGUUUAAGCAUCCAAAGGAAUGCUAGCCUUCCACACACACACGUGGGAGGCUGUGUGGUUAUUCUCACAAUGCUCCUGGCACCUGGUGCAGGUGUAAAGAUCACCACCAACUGUGGCCACAUAAGAAACCUGGUCUCAUUAUUUGAGCCUUCACAGUGUUCAUCUCCCAACUGCAUCACAGAACCUCAUUAUCCCUUAAUCAUCCAAGCCAGCUCCAGGUGACCAGACUCUGCUCAGAGAUCAAAUCUGCCAUCAAGGAACAGUGAUUGGCCAGCCCCAAGCACAGGAUUGUCUGGAUUGGGAAGACUCAUUCCAAAGAGGAACCAGCCCAGUGGUACCGGAAUGUAACCUUGCGACUUGGCAGGGAUGUCACUCUUAGACAUUCUAACCUUUUAUUCAGAAGAAUCAUCCUCGUGACUUUAUUGCCCCAGGUGAGACUCCAUACCUUAGAAGAAAAUUAGGUUGUCAAUUCUUGAUUUCUGCUUUCUGAGUUCUCCUGUAAGUGAGCCGUGAACAUGAAGCCCAUAGUGGUCCAUUCUGUAUAAUCCAGCUGAGGUUCUUGGGGAAGAAAUGUUAGCUUUUCAUCUUUUAUCAGUUUCAUUUACUAUCUUUUUUUUUUCUACCAUGAAUGAGAACAGCUAAUAAAUAAUCUUUGAGAACAGAGUGAUUUAUGCUGUUUGCUCUCUGAUCAGUUUCCUGAAGGACCUGAAUCAAGAGUGUGAUCAGUGUCACUCAGAGUCUCCCUCCCCACAUGACUAUCUAAGCAUGCUUCCAGUGGGUCUCUAGGGCCUAAGAGGGAGAACGUCUGAAGAAGGUUGUAUUGGACUCAAAACAGAGAAUCAUUUCAUUCUAGGUAUUGACAGGCCCGUCUGCUUCUGGGAGCAAAACUGCCCCCCAUCAGUUCUCAUCUGCUUACCCCUAAGUACCUGGCUACAUUGUCCCCGGAUGAAAUGGUGCCCAUGUCUCUCCUAACUCUCGGCUCUGACAAAAUAGGACUGUUCUGUUAGGUACUUGACUUCCUAGUUAUAGCCACCGAAUAUUGAAUGCCUGCUGUGUGCCAAGCAUUGUAUUAUGUGUGUGAUCACACACAGUAAGAUUCACGAAGAUAAUUCAGGUUCUAAAAUUUAUUGUAAGAAAAUAACAAGAGAUGUGGACAGAGUCAUUGUUUAUCACAACCUUUUUAUAAUAGAAAAAAAUUGGUAGUAACAAAAUGCUAAAUAGAGUGGGUAAGUAAUGUGUGUUAUAACUGUAUAAUGGAAUACUUUAGGCAUUACAAAUUUUUUUGAAAAAUAAUGCCUUGAAAAAUGCUUAUAGUAUGCUAUUAAGAAUGCAAAAUAUAAAAUUAUAUGUAUUAUUGAUCCUAAUUUUAUUUUUUUAAUUACAUUAUGGUAUGUAAAUAUAUUGAGACAGAGCCUGUUCUCUGUUUCAUUAGUUCAAUGCCUAAAAAAAAAUCAUGUUUCAAACACAUUAAAAAACAAUUAUUUUAAUGAGGAAAAGUGAAUGAAACACUAGAGCAUUUUACACUCACAAUAGCAAAGUAUUUUUCCUGCAGUAGUUUCAGUAGUUAAAAUGUUUCUAUAGCUUGAGUGGACUUUAUCAUUGCAAGGAAAAAGCAAUAAACUGAUCAAAAUGGGCACAAGCCAAACAAAAUCUUGUUUACCUUUGCAAUUACCUACGCAGGAGCUUCCCCCUUCUCUGUCUUGAAUAACCUGGACCUUACAACUCCAUGGUGAAUAGCAAAAUAAAAAAGGAAACCCAGCCAGACCAACAAAGCCAUCAUGUGCUCCUGAGUUUCCACGAGCAACUUUUUGACAAAUCCUGGAAGGCUUAUUCCUGACUGGGAUCCUGUUAUAAGCAAGGAAACUGACCCCAGUAUUCUUGCCUGGGAAAUCCCAUGGACAGAGGAACCUGGCGGCCCAUAGUCCCAAGGGAUCACAAAAGAGUUGGACUUAGUGACUAAAUAACAACAAAUGAUCAAUGCAGUGCAAAAAUAACUGUGCUGUUUAAUUUGCCUUGUGAGUGGAGCAUAGGCCUGUAGAUAUGAUUGGAACUGAAGUCCAAAAAGAGAACAUUUCUGGGUAGUAGGAUUAAGAUACUUUUUAAUCUUUAUCUGUAUUUACUUGUAUAUUUUCCAUAAUGAAACAAAUAGUAAAGGCUGUAAAAUUCUAGCCACACACCUUCCCUCCAGUUACAGGCAAGCAUCAUCCUGACCACCUUACAGUUCACUGUUGGCCCUGGUUACUGUCAUCCAUAAAAAAAUAAUCUUGGGUAAACAGGAUCUGGGUUUUCUACUUUCCCUAUGGAUGCCCUAGUUCUCCAAAUAAAAAAUCUAAUAAUAGCA